CAUGGACAUCGGGGGCCUGGAGACGGCGGUGGCCAACUCGGCCUACGUGUCGGCGCGGGGCGGCCCCGGCGCGGGGGGCAAGGACAAGCGGGCGCGGGCGCGGCUCCGCCUGCCCCACAUCUCCCAGUGCGAGGCCCUGCGCGCCCAACUGGGCGGCGCCGGCGGCACCGGCACCCAGAACGGGGGGCCCGCGGCCCCCAACGGCCCCCCCGGCCACAGCCCGGACGGAGGCCAGGACACGUCGUUCCGGUGGCAGUGUGUGGAGCAGCCCAUCGGGAAGCUGCUCUUCCGACGCUUCCUGGAGGGGACGCCGGAGUUUUCGGCGGCCGGGGCGCUGUGGGCCGAGCUGGAGGCCUUCGAGCAGUGCGAGGACGCCGAGAGGGCCGAGAAGGCCAAGAAGCUGCAGGGGCGGUUCUUCACGGCCGGCGGGGCCGAGCACUGCGGCUUCCUCAGCUCCGCUGCCACGGCCGUGCCCACAGGCUCCGCCAUCCCGGGCGACGCCUUCGCGCAGGCGCGGCGGGAGCUGCUGGAGCACCUGGAGGCGGCGGCCUGGGGGCCGUACCGGGCCUCGCCCGAGUUCGGGCGCUACGUGCAGUUCAAGUGGCUCGAGGGGCAGCCCGUGGGCGCCGACGCCUUCGUGGAGUUCCGCGUGCUGGGCAAGGGCGGCUUCGGCGAGGUCUGCGCCUGCCAGCGCCGCGCCACCGGCAAGAUGUACGCCAACAAGCGCCUCAACAAGAAACGCCUCAAGAAGCGCAAGGGAUACGAGGCGGCCAUGGUGGAGAAGCGGAUCCUGGCGCGCGUCCACAGCCGCUUCAUCGUGUCCUUGGCCUGCGCCUUCCAGACCAAGACCGACCUCUGCCUCGUCAUGACCAUCAUGAACGGCGGCGACCUGCGGUUCCACAUCUACAACGUGGACGAGGAGAACCCGGGGUUCGCGGAGCCGCGCACGGUGUUCUACACGGCGCAGAUCCUGCUGGGGCUGGAGCACCUCCACCAGCACCGCAUCGUCUACCGGGACCUCAAACCCGAGAACGUCCUGCUCGACGACGCCG
This is a messenger RNA of Corapipo altera (White-ruffed manakin), 1052 nucleotides long. Its product is annotated as rhodopsin kinase-like. Gene Ontology annotation, cellular component: cytoplasm. NCBI's taxonomy places the organism in Eukaryota, Metazoa, Chordata, Aves, Passeriformes, Pipridae. Gene Ontology annotation, molecular function: G protein-coupled receptor kinase activity; ATP binding. Gene Ontology annotation, biological process: signal transduction; regulation of signal transduction; protein phosphorylation. The transcript has 4 exons. The annotation marks the transcript as partial. The record is from RefSeq and is a predicted model, not a curated record.